Messenger RNA from Petromyzon marinus (sea lamprey), 3240 nucleotides. It is a transcript of the gene LUC7L3, whose product is annotated as LUC7 like 3 pre-mRNA splicing factor. Lineage: Eukaryota; Metazoa; Chordata; Hyperoartia; Petromyzontiformes; Petromyzontidae. Gene Ontology annotation, cellular component: U1 snRNP. Gene Ontology annotation, biological process: mRNA splice site recognition. Gene Ontology annotation, molecular function: mRNA binding. The record is from RefSeq and is a predicted model, not a curated record.
GAGCCGCAUGGGGAACCGGAUCCUCGCGGCCGCCAUUUCGCUAUCGCCUGGGCCCCGCUUGGCACCGCCACCGCUGUCGUCGCGAUGCUGUCCAACGCGCAGCUCUUGGAUGAGCUGAUGGGGCGAGACAGAAACCUCGCCCCCAACGAGAAGCGCUGCGAUGUCCACUGGGACGACGAGAGGGUUUGCAAGCACUAUCUGGUUGAGUACUGUCCAGCAGAGCUCUUUGUGAACACUCGAGCUGAUUUAGGUCCAUGUGACAAAAUCCAUGAUGAGAAUCUAAAAAAAUUGUACGAGAAGAGCUCUCGCUUCAUGCGCAUGGGCUAUGAGCAGGACUUCCUGCGCUACCUGCAAAGCAUCAUGGCCGAUGUGGAGCGCCGCAUACGAAGGGGUCAUGCGCGGCUGGCACUUGCGCAGACCGGGGGGCCAAUGGUUAGCAAUCCCGGAGGAGCCUCCAUGACCAAGAAUGAUGAGAAGAUCAAAGUCCUGACGGAGCGCAUUGAGGAGCUGCUGGACGACAUAGAGCAGAUGGGCUGUGAGGGACGCGUGGAGGAGGCCCAGGGCAUGAUGAAACUUGUGGAGCAAAUCAAGGAUGAGCGUGACCAACUGCGCGCCACCGCCUCUACGAUCGAGACAUUUGCGGCACAGGAGAAGCAGAUGGAGGUGUGCGAGGUGUGCGGCGCAUUUCUCAUCGUGGGCGACCCACAGUCGCGUAUCGACGACCACCUCAUGGGCAAGCAGCACAUGGGCUAUGCCAAGAUCAAAAGCACUAUCGAGGAGAUGCGGGAGAAGCUCCGCAAGAAGUAUGAAGAACCAGAGAAGGAGCGCGAGGAGAAGCUGAAAAAGGAGCGUGAGGAGCGCGAGAAGGAGCGUGAGAAGGAACGCGAGAAGGAACGCGAGAAGGAGCGCGAGGAAAAGGAGAAGCGGGAGAAGGAACGCGAGGAGAGGGAGAAGCGGAGGCGCGAGGAGGAGGAGAAGAAGGAGAAGGAGCGUGAGAAGGAGCGCGAGAGGGACAAGGACCGGCGGCGGCGGAGUCGGUCGCGGGGCCGCCGCAGCCGCUCGCGUGACAAGCGAUCUGCACGCUCCGGGGAAAAUCGGCGUUCACGCAGCCGCGACCGCGACCGCCGGCGCAGCAGGAGCAAGGACCGGCGGAGCAGCCGCAAUGAUGACAAGAAGCGCUCGCGUAGCCGUGACCGCAAGCGGCGCUCGCGUAGUCGGGAGCGCUCGUCGCGCGACGUCGACUUGCGCAACAAGGACAAGGAUCACGAGCACAGCAGCAGGGACAAAGAUCACGAGCGCAGCAGGGACAAGGAGCGCAGCAGCAGGGACAAGGAGCGCAGCAGCAGGGACGAAGAGCGCAGCAGCAGGGACAAGGAGCGCAGCAGCAGGGACAAGGAUCGGGAGCGCAGCAGCAGGGAAGAAGAUCACGGUAGCAAGGACAAGGAUCGCAAUCGCAGCAGCAGGGAGGAGGAACACGAGCACAGUAGGGAGCGAGGCAGUGGCAGCGAGAGGGGCAAGGAUGGCAGCAGUAAGGAGCACGGUAGUAAGGAGGGCAGUGUCAAGGAGGAGAGUGCCAGCAUGAAGGAAGGCGGUUGUGGCAGCAGCGGCGGCAGCAGCAGCAGCAUCAAAGAGGAGAGCAAAGAGAGCGAUCCGGAGCAACCGAAGGGGAGUGAAAACCUGCUGACAGAAGAACCCACGGAGAAAGAAAAGGAGGAGAGCUCCAAGGAUAAAGAGGCGGAGAGCUCUGGGGGGGAGCUCAGGGACGCGGGCAAGAAGAGGCCCCACAGCGAGAGUGCCGGUGUGCCAAGCAACAGCGACGUUUCGUCCGACGCCAAGAGAGUGUGUGUUAACGGGAGUGAGGAGGAGACGGAGGCCGCCCCUGAAGGUGACACUCACCCCAAUUAGACAGUGGUCUGAGUAGCUCUCCCAGACCGCCGGCAGGCGCACGGAGUGGAAGACUCGCCCGACCACAGCUCGACGCUUAGAAGAUUGCCUCCUUCCCCCAUCAAGCCUCUGCCCGCCGGUUACGAGGUGACCACAGAUAGCCAACCAGUCGUCGUUGAGUGUAUUUGGCGGACGGUGCAUAUCGGGUCUGAUGCAUUAGACAUGCCCAGUAAUGCUCUAAAACCGGUAGCCACAACCUAUCACCAUAUAACGUCCAUUUCACCCCCACUUGCCUCGGUGCAUACGCUUGAAAUUUUGGGGCUAAACUGGGUUUGAGUUUAUAGGUGCAGCAGUGAAUUGUUAUGACCUUUGUUAAUUUUUAAAGCCUUCUUCAUUUCUCUUACCAAUAUUGCAAUUCACUGAUUGUAAUACAGAAGCUUGUAGACCUAUUCCUCCCACAAUUAGGGGCUUGCUGAACAGCGCUGCUGUUUACUAGCGUAGGCCUCUUUGUGCCGUCGUUCAAAGCCUCGCCAACCGAGGCUGUCGGAGGGCACCCUCGUGGAAUCUGGUGUUUGUCGUUUCACCAUAGAAUCUGGUGUUUGUUGAUUUGUUAUUUUUUGUUUUAACAUGUAUCAUCCACGAUGUGAAUAAAUACCGUUUGCAAAAAAUAUAACUUCUGUUCUACACAGAGGUGGUGUGUUUAUUGUGUAACCAGAUGCGAGCCUUUAGAGAUGGUUUGUCUUUUUGCAAGGUAUUCAACAAAAGAGCAUUGUUGAAGUGGCCUCAUGUUUAAACCGCUGAAUGGUGAUCAUCAAUUAAAAUCAAUUGUAACGUUAAUGAUAAAUGCAUAAAAGAAUGCGUGAGAACCGAUUACUUUAAACGAUCUGUAUUUUGUAUAAUUUUACAUGACCCCUGUGUGGCCACGAGGUGCUAUAAUGUACACACAAUGUUAAAUGACUGGAUUCUUGAUCUGAAUUGCAAACCCCAAAUCAUAACAAUUCAUUGAAUCGCGUGGCAGAGAAAUGCUACAGGCCUACACAAAACCGUGCCCAUCUGUUGGCAUUUCUGAGCCACUUCUGGAAAUUCCACGUAUCCAAUAUCGACACUGGCAAUCGAUGUUGGUGGCUUUACGAGUGCCUUUUUGAACAUGUAUUCCAGUAAUACCCAGAUGUAAGUUUGCCCCCCCCCCCUUUUACGCUGUUUCACAAAUGUCAUCACUUGAUUAAUACCACGACGCGAUUUGCGUCGCCUCGACCCAUGUCACUGACAUCGUCCUUUCUCGUAUCCAGCGCCUUCACCACCUACCCUGUACACAAACUACUUUGCAUCGUGUAUAAAUAAAUUUACUGUAUAUUA